AUGGGUCCUCUCCAUUACUCAUUAUUAAUUCUGCCGUCCGUCUUGAUCCUCUCCACAUACUACCUCCUCCUCCUCCUAAAACGGCGCCGUUCCCCCAGCCCCGACAACCCGCCACGGCUUCCUCCGUCGCCUCCAGCGCUCCCGGUGAUCGGAAACCUCCACCAAGUCGGCCUCUACCCGCACCGAACCUUCGCCGCCUUGGCCCAGCGUUACGCCGCCCCGGUGAUGCUGCUCCGCCUGGGCAGCAAGCCGGCGCUCCUCGUCUCCACCGCCGGCGCCGCCCGCGAGCUGUUCAAGAGCCACGACCUCCUCGUCUCCACCAGGAUGCGAAUCCGGACCUUCGAGAGGCUCUUCUACGACGCCAAGACCGUCGCCUCCGCGCCGCACGGGGAGUACUGGCGCCACGCGCGCGCCACGUGCGUGCUCCACCUGCUCAGCAACAAGAAGGUCCACUCCUUCGCGCCCGUCCGGAUCCGGGAGACCGAGCUGAUGGUGGAGAGGAUCGCGGACGCGUCGCGGCGGGGCGUGGCGGUGGAUCUGAGCGACGUGGCCACGUGUCUCUCCAACGACGUCAUCUGCCGGGUGUCGUUCGGGGACAAGAUGACGUCCGACCCGGACGUGGCGGGCCGGUUCAAGGUGUUGCUGGAGGAGCUGAUGAAGCUGCUGGGAGGGUUUUUCGUUGGUGAUUUUAUUCCGUCGUUGGGUUGGGUGAACCGGCUGGUUGGGGUGGACCGGAGGGUGGAUAAGACGUUUAAGGAGUUCGAUGAGAUGUUGGAGAGCAUACUCGUGGAGCAUGAGGGUUGGAUUGAUAACGCAGGAGAUCGCAGCAAAGAUAGGUCAAACGGAUCGGUAGAAGAAGGCUGUCAAAGUUUUGUGGAUGUUUUGCUUGAAGCGCAGAGGGACGGGAAGACGACGAGUCAUUUCCUUGGUAGAGACAACAUCAAGGCUCUUCUCAUGGACAUGUUGGUCGGUGGAACUGACACAAGUGCCACGCUACUGGAAUGGGUAAUGGCAGAGCUUCUAAAGCAUCCACGGGUCAUGAAGAAGCUCCAACACGAGGUCAGAACAAUCACCAAAGGGAAGUUGGAGAUUUCAGAUUCUGAUUUGGAUCAAAUGACCUAUCUGAAACAAGUCAUGUUGGAGACACUUCGUUUGCACCCUCCAGUUCCGUUGCUCGGUCCUCGAGAACUGAUCGAAGACUCCACCAUCAUGGGGUACGAGUUAGAAGCUGGUACCUUGGUUUUCACGAAUGCUUGGGCCAUCGGCAGGGAUCCUCGAAGUUGGGACGAACCGGAGGAAUUUCGACCGGAGAGGUUUACGAAUGGUUGCUUGGACCGCGGUCAAGAUUUCGACGUGAUCCCAUUUGGUGCUGGAAGGAGGGGAUGUCCUGGCAGGGCUUUCGCUCUAGCGAUCAACGAGCUCGUGGUGGCGAAUCUGGUGGGGAGAUUUGAUUGGACACUUCCUGAUGGAAUCAAGACUAAGGAUUUGGACAUGAAUGAGUGUGCACUUCCAACCAUACAUAGGAGAUAUCAUCUUCGUGCCAUGGCCAUUACAAUCUAG
Linum tenue is the source of this 1560-nucleotide messenger RNA. Lineage: Eukaryota; Viridiplantae; Streptophyta; Magnoliopsida; Malpighiales; Linaceae. The record is from the annotation of a GenBank genome assembly.